UGAUAACCCUGCCGAUGAAUAUAACGUAUUUGUGGGUGAUUGGUACAACAAGGGUUACAAGUCCUUGAAGAAGAUCUUAGAUGGGGGACGCACAAUUGGCAGACCCGAUGGCAUCCAUAUCAAUGGAAAAUCCCUCAAGGUCGGUGACAAGGUUGCUGAGCCACUCUUCACCAUGGAGGCUGGCAAGACCUAUAGGUACAGGAUGUGCAAUGCUGGCAUGAGGACAUCAGUCAACGUCAGGAUUCAAGGCCACCCCAUGAAGUUGGUGGAAAUGGAGGGAUCCCACACUGUGCAGAACGUCUAUGAGUCCCUUGACCUCCAUGUUGGUCAAUGCCUUUCGGUGUUGGUCACUGCUGAUCAAGAGCCCAAGGACUAUUACAUGAUUGUUUCUAGUAGGUUCCUGAAGCAAGCGCAACUCUCUUCCGUUGCUAUCAUUCGAUAUGCCAAUGGCAAGGGACCAGCAUCUUCUGACCUCCCAGCACCUCCACCAGAAAACACCCAAGGCAUUGCUUGGUCCAUUAACCAGUUUCGCUCCUUCAGAUGGAACCUUACUGCUAGUGCUGCCCGCCCCAACCCUCAAGGAUCCUACCACUAUGGACAGAUCAACAUCACCCGCACUUUCAAGAUUGUCAACUCUAGGAGCGAAGUGGAUGGAAAGCUCCGAUUUGCCUUGAACGGUAUCUCCCACACUGCUGCUGGAGAAACCCCAUUCAAGCUUGCUGAAUACUUCGGAGCCACCGACAAGUUGUUCAAGUAUGAUCUCAUGGCUGAUGAACCCCAAACUGAAGACCUGAACAAGGUGACCGUCGUCCCCAAUAUCAAGAAUGCCACCUUCCGUAACUUUGUAGAGAUCAUCUUUGAGAACCGUGAGAAGACUAUCCAAACCUAUCACUUGGAUGGAUAUUCCUUUUUCGCAGUGGCCAUCGAGCCAGGGAGGUGGAGUCCCGAGAAAAGAAAGAACUACAACUUGGUGGAUGCAGUAAGCAGGCAUAGCAUCCAAGUCUAUCCAAACUCAUGGGCCGCGGUGAUGACAACCCUAGACAACGCUGGACUAUGGAACUUGAGAUCAGAGAUGUGGGAGAGGUUCUACUUAGGACAACAACUCUACUUUAGUGUUCUCUCACCAGCUCGCUCCUUGAGGGAUGAGUACAACCUCCCUGACAACCACCCUCUUUGCGGUAUUGUUAAGAGCAUGCCCCUGCCUUCUCCAUACAAGCCAUAGGUGUAAUAGUAGGCAUCUGAGGGGAGGGAUUUUACACAUAUUUAUGUAUGACAAGAGCUUGAUUUGUUAAUGAUGUAUUGUUUCCAUUUACAUAACAAUAAAACAAAAAAUAAAAAUAAAGGAUUUCCCCCCUCCA
Molecule: messenger RNA, 1358 nt
Organism: Nicotiana tabacum (common tobacco)
Lineage: Eukaryota; Viridiplantae; Streptophyta; Magnoliopsida; Solanales; Solanaceae
Source: RefSeq, a predicted model, not a curated record